AACCCCUUGUCUCCCUCUCCCUCUCUCUCUCUCUCUCUCUCUCUCCCUGUGUUUUUAACAGCAGCAAUGGAGUCCAAGCUAUUAGAAGUUGCCAUAACAGGCACUCCAGCCCAUAUUACCUUCAAAUCUUCAAGACCCACUUUGCAUUUUGCCUCCAAAGCCACCUUUAUAUCCCCUGAAUCAAAUUUUGUUGCAAAUGGGUGUCGCCCUAUUCAGGCUUCUUUUUCUUCUACUACUUCUCCUUCUUCCUCCUUUCCAAUCAGACUUGUAAAGAAGAAAAGAGUGGAUGAGAGUGACACCUUGACUCUACCCUUUAUAAGACACUCUUUAAUCCAACAAGAGGAUAGCAUAAUAUUUAGCCUUUUGGAGAGGGCUCAGUAUUGUUACAAUGCAGACACAUAUGACCAUGAUGCAUUCUCCGUGGAUAGUUUCAAUGGAUCUUUGGUUGAGUUCAUGGUCAGGGAAACCGAAAAGCUCCAUGCUCAGGUGGGCAGAUAUAAGAACCCAGAUGAGCUUCCUUUUUUCCUAGCAGACCUACCUGAGCCGAUGCUUCCACCUUUGCAAUAUCCACAGGUGUUGCAUCCCUGUGCUGAUUCAAUCAAUAUAAACAAUAAGGUGUGGAAUAUGUAUUUUAGAGAUCUUCUUCCAAGAUUGGUCAAAGCAGGAGAUGAUGGUAAUUGUGGGUCAGCUGCUGUUUGUGACACACAUUGUCUGCAGGUGCUUUCCAAGAGAAUCCACUAUGGUAAAUUUGUUGCGGAAGCAAAAUUUCGAGAGUCCCCUGCUGCAUAUGAGGAUGCCAUUAAAGCAAAAGACACGGCUCAACUGAUGGAAUUGCUGACAUAUGAAACAGUGGAAGCAGCAAUUAAGAAAAGAGUAGAGAUGAAGGCUAAAACAUUUGGGCAAGAUGUAAUGGUCAACCAGCAGGAAGAUGUGGCUGAUCCUGUAUACAAAAUCAAGCCAAGUUUAGUUGCCAAUCUGUAUGGGGAAUGGAUCAUGCCUCUAACAAAGCAAGUUCAGGUUGAAUACUUGCUGAGAAGAUUGGAUUAAAUAUAAGAAUGUGUGUACUCGAUGUUUCUUGCUUUGACAUCUUAUAGGGUCUUCAAUAUGAAUACAGAUCACCUUUAAAUUUUCAAUAGAAAACAGCUUUGAUAUUCU
Molecule: messenger RNA, 1155 nt
Organism: Quercus lobata
Lineage: Eukaryota; Viridiplantae; Streptophyta; Magnoliopsida; Fagales; Fagaceae
Gene: CM3
Product: chorismate mutase 3
Exons: 6
Coding region: 67-1047 (326 amino acids)
Biological process (GO): chorismate metabolic process; aromatic amino acid biosynthetic process
Cellular component (GO): cytoplasm
Molecular function (GO): chorismate mutase activity
Source: RefSeq, a predicted model, not a curated record